UCGAAGUGUCGGGACGUCCAACGUCUGUUGUUGGAGUAAUACAGUAUUUUAGUUAUCAUUUUGACAGUUACCAUAAUAUUUUUGAUAUUUUUUUCAAUUAGUGUUCAUUUGUAAUAAAAGUUAGAGAGAAAAAAAAAACGAUUUUACCAUAAAAUUAAUUAGAGUAAUAAAUUUAAAUGUGAUUUAAAUAUUUUUAUUUUUUGUACGUACAAUUAAUUUGUCAUCAAGACCCUGAAGAACUGGAUCUACUAGUGGAAGAUUUUAUAAAACUGUCAACAUAAAAAAAUGACAAGAUAUUGUAACUGGACAGCUUGAACUAGGAUUAAAGACUAAAUCUAAGCCAACGACAAAGAAAAAAAGUGCUGUGAAUAAUAAAUGUUUAACAUGUGGAAGUAAAUCUUGAUAUAAAAUCCAAGUGAAUAGAAUAGAAGUGUCUUAAUACCUUGAAGAAUUUUUUAAGAAGAAAAUCAAUAUGUCAUCAAGUGGUGAAUUCUCCACGCUUUCAAGCGGUGAAGCUACUGGGACUGGUGAUGACUCGUUACCAAGUUCUCGAGAAGCUACAGCAGAAGCAGCCAGUUCAAGUAGUGGAUUUUUACCAAUUCGAGAAUUCUUGGAUAGGUUUUCAUUACCAAGAGUUGUCAGAGUAGAAGGUGGUGGUGGAAGACCCAUUCUUUUGUAUAAACAGCAGCAGAGAUCUCUUAGGAUUACUGCAACACUCCUGAUGCAUCGUUAUCGACAUGACAUUAAAGUAGGACCGGAAAUUGUAAUCCCUGAAGGAUACCCUGGUUGGUUCUCGGUGGUACCAAAUAACAGCGGUUCCGGAAGUGCAAGGGCUUAUAGAAAAAUUGGUGCUCUAGUGAGAGCCGGUGUUCCGGCUUUUCUUCUAGCGAAACCUUUACGAGCUUAUACUCUCACUCACUCCAAAAUGGAGAAUGGCAAUUUACGAGCACAUUAUACCAAGACUACUGUCAGAGCUGGUGAGGUUUUACGUUUGGCAGCAGUAUUCCAGGACACACGAAGAGCUCCAGUAUCCACCGGAGUAACCGGAGUGACGAGUGGAGCUUCAGAAAAGAAUUCAAGGUCGUCGGAGAGAGAUCAGUACGCCCAGUGUCUCGACUCUCAGGGUCAUGAACUCUUUGCGCCUCUCUCGGCGAGAGGUGAAUUCUAUGCAACCUGUCAGAGUGGUAAUCUUGACACCGGAAGUGAUGCAGUCUUGUACAGGGUUCAUCAGCUUGCUAAACGAGAUUUACCUUUACGAGUACGAUUAGUGGCUGGUCCAUUACCGAUACCACUACCAAGAGAUUACAACGGUCUGAUGCAACUGGAGCAUGCAACAAAAGGACCGAUAGUCUUAGGAUGUGCAGUUCCACUAAUACCAGAACGCCCACUACCAGGAACUGCAGUUCCUGAACUUCUAGAACUAGUAGCAACCGGUCCCGGUGCACCGAGAGUGAAACGAGCUCGACUAGGUUGUCCAUCUGAAGCAAGGCUAUUAGCAUCUCCAAAAAUGCAACGAUUACUUUCCGCAUGCCGACGAGCGUUGGAUCAAAGAGCAACUGAACCCCGCGUUGCACCACCAAAGCCAGUGAGUACUUGUAUGCAAUUAAAGGAGCUGAAUUUAAAAGAGAUAAAGUCUAAACCAGAAGCGAAGCCAAUUUUACAGAGUUUAAAGGAAAGCUUGGAGCACAUAAAGAAGACAACAAUUCGAGAUCGGAGUCAUUCGAGAAGUAAUGGAAGCACGAGUAAUCACAGUUUCCUCGAGCGAAUAACAAAGAUAGCACACAGCAGUAGAAGUAGGAAUCCUGCAAAGAAGUCGGCGUCAUUCACCUUUGCAGUGCGACCGGAAAUCGGCAUGAGGUCACCGGAGCGUUACGCUAGUCUUGAAUCGGAUGCAAAUGCAUUGGGAUCAAACGUGUGUAUUGAGGGCGCUAUAGUGCGGCCACAAGUGCAGAGAUCGAUAUCAACAAGUGUCCUCGAGGUUCAGGAUAGAAGUGACCUCGAUCCUCCCUAUUCAAAGGUCAGGGACUGCCUGACUCCGCUUCCACCGUCACCGCCGCCUAAAGUAGAAGAUAUCUACACUGAAAUCUGCGAACCACCGGACAAUAACCGUACUGGAAAAAAUCAGUGUAGAUCGCAAGAAACAAAAUUACCACUACCGAGCAAGAUCAGUACCAGAGAGAAAGACCGUGGUUACGUUAAACUAGCUUCCCAUCCGGAAAUCUCAGACUUGUCUAAUGGCACAGAAGAUGAAGAGAGUAUUUACAAUACUGUGUGCUAAAGAUAAUGGGAAAGGACUCGUUCUCAUUUCAUCAUGUUACCAAUGUGAUUUACUUCCUCAUUGGAACAGGUCAAGGCUGCUAGAAAUGACUAAUGUGCAUGAAGAUCACCAACGUUUCGUAAUUGCUCCAGAUCGAUCAACAUAACUGCAAGCCUUUUUUUAUCAAUUAAAUUGUCAUGGUCGACAUCAUCUUUUUCCUUACCUUUACGUCUUAUAUUAGUAUUCUCCAUGUAAAUACGCUGAUCUACAAGUUUACGCGUUGCGUGACUCGCACGAUCCUAUACCGUGGAUAUAUGAUUACGACACGUGUACUUGACUGUAAUCUUAAACGCCCCAUAAGAAGAAUCUGUGGGGAUCACGAUGUAUCGAGAGCCAAGUCUGUCUUCAUGCCAUUUUCUGCUUUUUCUAAUAAAUUCUUACAUCAAAUUUGCUAAAAAGCAAUCAUUGAAGGUAAAGUUAUCAAGGUUUAUCCCAUCAAUAUCAAUGGAAACUCUCAUUCUCCAUCAUCUCUCUAACUCUAAUCAUUAAUUUGUAACAUUUGUAUGUUGUGUAAAUUCCAAGAAAUUUGCGUAAUAAAUAUCAUAUGAAUAUCAAA
This is a messenger RNA of Chelonus insularis, 2873 nucleotides long. RefSeq lists its product as uncharacterized. The record is from RefSeq and is a predicted model, not a curated record. The transcript is spliced from 6 exons. Lineage: Eukaryota; Metazoa; Arthropoda; Insecta; Hymenoptera; Braconidae. The coding region runs from base 473 to 2278 and encodes 601 amino acids.